Messenger RNA from Oryzias melastigma (Indian medaka), 1522 nucleotides. It is a transcript of the gene grem1b, whose product is annotated as gremlin 1b. The coding region runs from base 424 to 972 and encodes 182 amino acids. NCBI's taxonomy places the organism in Eukaryota, Metazoa, Chordata, Actinopteri, Beloniformes, Adrianichthyidae. Gene Ontology annotation, molecular function: BMP binding; receptor ligand activity. Gene Ontology annotation, biological process: animal organ morphogenesis. The record is from RefSeq and is a predicted model, not a curated record. The transcript is spliced from 2 exons.
ACUCAAACUAUGAUUUUAAUUUCUACAAAAUAAAUAAUCUUAAAUUUCUUCCCAGGGGUUCCGAACCUGGGACUCGAACCCCCUCAACCCCACCCCGGCUGCUCCCCGGUCGCCUAUCUCAAGUGGAUUGAGGAAGUGUGGAGGGGGCGGAUAGUUUUGAUUUUCUCCACAUCUUGCUUAGCCAAUAACUGUUGUGCACAUCUCAGCUGGCAGACAUUUAAAAGGGAGACAGUCCGGCGCUGGAGCAAUUUGUAUUAAACCCCCUGGCCCCUGUCUAUGGAGUGCUUAGUCUUUCACCCACCCGCAACCCCUCCAGUGUACAGUCGACUGCCGUAGGUGCCGAUCACCUCCAAAGGUGACGUAGAGGAUUUAAAAGGAUCAGAUCAUCCUCUCUUUUUUUGGAGGCGUGGAUAGUCACCCAGGAUGGCUUUCUCGUGGCGCUUUUUCUGCGGUAUGGUUUUCAUCACUGGCUUGUUGUUCUCUCCCGUGGAGUCAAAAAGAAACCGAGGUUCACAGGGGGCAAUCCCUCAUCCUGACAAAAACAACCCGAACGAAUCGGAGCAGCAGCCGCAGCCUUCACAGGCGGGCUCCGGCUCCAGACAGAAGCCGGGCGCGUCCUCACCAGCUGACGAGGUGCUGGAGUCCAGCCAGGAAGCCCUGCAUGUGACGGAGCGCCAGUAUUUGAAACGGGACUGGUGCAAGACGCAGCCCCUCAAGCAGACGAUCCACGAGGAGGGCUGCGUCAGCCGCACCAUCAUCAACCGCUUCUGCUACGGACAGUGCAACUCCUUCUACAUCCCGCGGCACAUCCGCAGGGAGGAGGGGGCUUUCCAGUCCUGCUCCUUCUGCAAGCCCAAGCGUUUCACCACCAUGACGUUUACCUUGAACUGUCCGGACCAGCAGCCGCCCAGGAAGAGAAAGCGCAUCCAGCGCGUCAAGCAGUGCCGCUGCAUUUCCAUAGACCUGGAUUAAAGACGCGCCAGUCCUCUUGUGUUUGGAGGAGAGCGCGCGCCUGUCUCUGCGCAGAGACAAAAAAAAAAAUACUAAAAGGUUGGACGGCAACACGUCACUGCAUGGAGACGCGGACUUGGAAUGGGCACAUUUUUACGCACGGCUUCUGUACAUGCUUCCCUCUGUUCAUGCAACAAAAAUGACUGAUAUCUGUAGGGAUUUUUUAAAAACUUACUGCUCCAAACUCUCUUUAUGAACGGAAAUUGUUUCAGUCCUGUAUUUUACACACAUAUUUGUAGAACUGGAUGUUUCCACUGUGUGGAAUUUUUGACGAAUGAAUAUUUGAAAAUAAAAAUGUGAUUUUCUUUUUUUAUUAUUAUUAUUAUGUUUCAAGAAUCUUGUAAGGUUAAUGAUUUCUGUAAAUUUCGAACAUAUUUUUUAAUUGCAUUUCUUGGGAAAUACUCAUAAAAAAUACUCAUUCUCCUAAAAAUAUAGAGAUAUUCUUUUGUUAGUUUAUGCUGACAAUGUACAGUGCUGGUUUGCCAAAACCCAAAUAAACUGUUGAUUUACU